Molecule: messenger RNA, 1326 nt
Organism: Funneliformis caledonium
Lineage: Eukaryota; Fungi; Glomeromycota; Glomeromycetes; Glomerales; Glomeraceae
Source: the annotation of a GenBank genome assembly
AACACUGGAUAUUAUGAUCCGUAUGAUAAUGAUAAUAGUAGAUUUCUUGACCAGAGAGGAAAUACUAAUGUUGAUAACUCUUACAAUAAUAAGAAUGGAUAUGACAACCAAUUAGAAUAUGUUCAAAAUGACCAUCAACCGCAACAUAUUAAUUAUGAUGAUGGUGGUGGGGUAUAUCAUGAUCCUAGGAAUGGACUUAAUAAUAAUGAUCCGUAUUAUCCCACUAAUAAAUCUCCAGAUCCUGUCGGUAGUGCAUAUGAUGAUUCAGGGUAUUCUAUUCCUUAUAACAUGCCAUUACGAUCUAACUCUCAAAAUCAAAAUUACGUCAAUCCUUAUACCGUCUCUUCUCAUGAACCAAAACCCUUUCAAUAUAGUUAUAACAGUCCUACACAUUAUCCUCCUUCCCCAGUAAACUAUCCAACUUCCCCACCUGUGCAAAUUCAACAUCCACAAGUUCCAUAUCGUGGUCAUACAGAUCCUUAUAGCGAAGGUACAACACCUAAAGAAAUGUUGCCAUCUGAUUAUUCUUCUAUGCCCUCAUCAACCCCUGGUCCCAAACCUCCAUCCAAUUAUGGUCAUGAGAAACCUUUUAGCCCGACUAGCGCGCUUUCUAGUAAACCUUUCAUCCCUGAAGAAGAAAAAAACGCAAAACCUGGUGGAAUUAUGAAAUUUUGUUGUUGUCGCACUACAUGUGGCAAAACUUGUGCGAUUAUAUGUUGCAUUCUACUUUUCCUAAUCAUUGGAAUUAUAGCUGCUGUUUUAUUAUGGGCACGUCCUCCAAAAGUUGAAUUCUUGGGCAUUGUUCCUUCACCUAAAGGUUUACCUCCUUAUGAAGCUAAGACUUCAGGAUUUGAUUUUAACUUUGGUUUAAAAAUUCAAGUUGAUAAUCCGAAUAUAGUUGGUGCAAAUUUCGAAAUGAUCCAAGCUACUGCAUUUUAUCCUGAGCAUUCUGAACCAAUUGGAGGCGGAAAUUUGACCAAUGUAGAAAUCUCAGCUAAAGGAAAAACUACCAUCGAAUUUCCAUUCUCUGUCAAUUAUGAUAAAGAUAUUGAUCCAGGAUUUGUUAUUCUUUUUGACAUUGCUCGAAAAUGUGGAUUAACUGGAGGAGCGAAAGAAAAAUUGGAAAUUGAUUAUAAAUUAACACUUACUAUCAAAGUUCUUUUAGUUACCAUAAAUCCAAGUUUUGAUAGGAAAGCUAUGAUUGAUUGUCCAAUUAAGGACGGACAAAUACCAAAUAUACCAGGAUUCGAUAUAGGUAAAGCUGCAAAAGAAUUUAAUAGUAAAAAGAGUAAGAGACAUUUAUCACCAAAACGACCUGAUUAUUAA